Molecule: messenger RNA, 3569 nt
Organism: Plodia interpunctella (Indianmeal moth)
Lineage: Eukaryota; Metazoa; Arthropoda; Insecta; Lepidoptera; Pyralidae
Product: BTB/POZ domain-containing protein 2-like
Exons: 4
Coding region: 228-1751 (507 amino acids)
Biological process (GO): neurogenesis
Cellular component (GO): cytosol; P-body
Molecular function (GO): protein binding
Source: RefSeq, a predicted model, not a curated record
UAAUGUCAUGUCACGUCAAAAUUUAAAAGAAAUAUUUCCCUGCUCCCGAGAUAAACAAUAAAAUAAAUCAUUAAAACUGCUUGAGAACCAAUAAUUCUGAUUUACAUUUUUCAAAUAUGUUAUAAACUAUAAUAUUCAUAACAUUGUUGUAGUCUUUUAGACCCCCACUAAUUAACGCACAGCGUGGCGAUUUUGUGUGUAAUGUUUAUGCAUUGAAUCUCUCUAUUAUGGCAUCCGGAUCAAAAAAUGAUAUGGUUAACAGAUUAUUAAAUGUGAGACUUGACGAUGGAGCUGGGGGAGAUGAAAUGCCGCCGCAAAAUAUGCUGCCAUCGAAUCAGCACGCUCGACAGAACAACAAUUCCCAGGAAGAGGACAACGGCCAGGCACCGGAACCUGUGGCUUCGUCGUCGGCGAUAGAGAAUCUUCAGCCAACCAAUAACACAGGUGGACGAUUGCACAACUGGCAAGCAACGAAGACGACCGUCAAAGAGCGACUAUCCUUUCUAUUCAACAAUGAAAUAUUGUGUGAUGUUCAUUUUAUAGUUGGUAAAGAAGCCAAUCAACAAGUAAUACCAGCGCAUAAGUUUGUAUUGUCUGUGGGUAGCGCAGUCUUCGAUGCCAUGUUCAAUGGAGUGCUUGCAACUAAGUCUGAUGAAGUGGAAUUGCCUGAUGUGGAGCCGGCAGCUUUCCUGCACCUGCUGAAAUUCCUGUAUUCCGAUGAAGUGAGGAUUGGACCAGAGAGUGUUAUGACCACAUUGUAUACAGCUAAAAAAUAUGCUGUUGCAGCUUUAGAAGAACACUGUGUAGACUUCUUGAAGAGUAAUUUGGGCACAGAUAAUGCAUUCUUGCUACUGACUCAGGCACGAUUGUUCGAUGAACCUCAGUUGGCAGCACUCUGCUUGGAGAUGAUUGAUAAGAAUACAGCAGAUGCUUUGAAUGCUGAAGGGUUCACUGACAUAGACCAAGACACAUUGAAUGCUGUGCUUGAAAGGGAUACAUUGAGGAUUAGAGAGGCUAAAAUUUUCUCAGCAGUGUUACGCUGGUCAGAAGCUGAAUGUAUAAGAAGGCAGCUGCUUGUCUCUCCCGCAACUCAACGGAUGGUUCUGGGCAGAGCUUUCAAUGCAAUCCGAUUUCCCCUGAUGUCCGUAGAAGAGUUUGCGAUGGGCCCAGCCCAGAGUGGCUUACUUGAUGAUAGAGAAAUAGUGCAAUUGUUCCUAUAUUUUACAGUCAAUCCGAAACCUAAUGUAGGGUUUUUAGACACUCCUCGUUGCUGCAUGACUGGUAAAGAGCUAACUGUGAAUAGGUUCCCACAGACCGAGUCCCGAUGGGGUUACAGUGGUACUACGGACAGAAUCAGAUUUACAGUCGACCAAAGAAUUUUUGUUGUUGGUUUUGGACUGUAUGGAUCAUACUUUGGGCCUACUGAGUAUGAAGUACAUUUACAGAUAAUCCACCUAGCCACAAAGAAAGUGUGUGGUUCCAACACAACAACAUUUUGUUGCGACGGCACAGACGACACCUUCCGGGCCAUGUUCAAGGAACCUGUUGAAAUAUUACCAAAUACUUCCUACAUCGCUAGUGCUAAAUUAAAGGGCACCGAUUCCUACUACGGCACUAAAGGCCUGCGCCGCGUGACAGUUGACUGCAACAACGGUGAGAAGGUAGUGUUCCAAUUCUCGUACGCGGCCGGCAACAACAACGGCACCUCCGUGGAGGACGGCCAGAUCCCCGCCAUCAUAUUCUAUAUUUAAAAAAAUAAAUCUUGCACAGACUAUUGAGGUAUUUUGAAUCUCUAGAUAUUGCCAGGCACAUUCUAAUGAUGGUUUAAAACCGGCGAGGUACACUCAGCGUAGAAAAUAAAUGAGCGCGCUGUGUGCUCUUGGCUGGCAACACUCGUAGCUUAUCAAUCAAUCUUGAUCGUUUGGUAUUGCAAUGGCAAAAAAAAGUAGUUCGUUGAAAAUUCAAUUUCUAUUCUUUAUUAGGCAUUCUGUAAAUGUGGGCUAACGUAAGUGAAUCACCGUUAGGGGCGCUGGUGUAGUGAAAGGUUCGUUUUCAUAGAAAAUUGGCAUGGCCUGCGCACGUGAUUUUAAAAUAUCAGCCAGUAAAAUGAAAUCGCGCGACUAGUACCGCCAACCAGUGAUAGAAAAAACUAUAAACCCAUUUUUUUUGUAUCACAGUAGUAUGUAAUCAAAAAUAUCGCGCCGGUGUGAGAUUACACAGAUCCAACUUUUAAUUUUGUUACACUUCUUCAUAACAUGGAGUAGUUGAAGAAUAUAAAAAUCUGACUGAAUAUUUUUACAAGUAUAGUGUAUUUUUAUAAGUAAACAGUAUCCAUUACACCGCAUAAUUGAACGUUUAUUAUUACGAAUCAACUACUUGUGUUGAAUAUUGUUGUUUGUCGAGUAAAAAAAAACGCUUGUUGAAUAUACUCCGAUUUAAUUUUCAAUCUCUAAUUCUGAUUUACAUAAAAAACUGACUACAAUAAAUUGACAUAAUGACGAUUCAAUAAAUUAAAAUUGUUUGAACAAUAUGCAAAUGGAGUCAAUUAGUAAGCGUUUCAGGGGCCACAUCUAACAGGGGAUAAUUUUCUAUUACAUUAUUUAUGUAAUAAAUAGUAAAAAAAAUAGUAUUGUUGAGAAUAUUUUUAUAAAAGUUAACAACCUUUAGUGUUUAAGCCACCUUAUUUAUUAAAAUUUCCACAUACAUUUCCGAUUAGUGCCAAAUUCAGAAAAUUUAAAAACUACUUAUUUUGUUUAUUAUUCUUAAUGUUUCGAAUUACCUAAAUCAAGUUUAUUUGUCAGUUAGUUUUUCGAUUGGUAUUUCUAGUCAAAUUUAUUAUUCAAUAUGUUAUUAUUAUUAUUAAUACAUACCUGAUUUUGUACCGUUCCAUAUUCGAUACUCACUCUGGUUUACAAAGCUAUUUUUCAUGAAGCUAGUCAAAGGCGGGAAUUCGAAUAUAAUGCUUACUACGGAGUUAGGUACUUAUCACACUUUCGGAUUUCGAUCAGCAGCUACACUCAUUCUAUUAACAACUAUUACGUUUAAUAAAAUUGAUUUUUCAAAAAAGUACGCCAAUCGAUCUUUGUGCCACGUGACCACAGACCAUAAGCCUAAAUGUUCUGUGCCCGUUACAUAUUAAAACAAAUCAUUCAAUUUGGUCUAAUAUCCGCUAAGGACUAGCUAAUCGUGACGUAGUAUAAGUACUUAUAAUUAAGACUCAAUUAAAACAACGCAUCUAAGGGAUAACACAGAUUUCGAACGGAAAUGUAAAAUACCUCGCUACAAACGGUCGUCUCAAACUAUUGCGUGAUUUUUAUAGGAAUGGGAAAUAUGGGAAUUAGCAGGAAUUGAGUCGUGCCCGGUCUAGCCCACCAAGGGUUUACGCCUGAGCGCAUACAGAGCGUAAACGGUUUUUUGCACUUGUGUAAACGUUUAUGUCGGGCGUAAAUCAUACUAAAGAUCUCUGGCCGUGUACGAUAUCCUAGAUUAAGAUGUGUAUUUUAAAAUAAAAUGUUUUGUAUAGAACAAGCGAUGUUGAUUUAGAUGUCGUGAUUAAAUAUUAAAUAAAU